Messenger RNA from Rosa rugosa (rugosa rose), 1754 nucleotides. RefSeq names its product cysteine protease ATG4-like. Gene Ontology annotation, molecular function: protein-phosphatidylethanolamide deconjugating activity. Bases 364 to 1593 code for a protein of 409 amino acids. Lineage: Eukaryota; Viridiplantae; Streptophyta; Magnoliopsida; Rosales; Rosaceae. The record is from RefSeq and is a predicted model, not a curated record. The transcript has a single exon.
AAAGAAAAACGAAUUGUUUUGAUAGAGAGGCGUAUAACCCGGUUCAAGUUUGCUUCUGAAUAUUUGGAGUUAUCUCAACUCGGGGGCGGAGAUUUUCUAUGGCUACCUGUUAGAUUCGGUUGAGUCCACGACACGCUUUGCCUUCUCUUUCUCUCUCUUUCUAGGGUUUCACAAUUUGGGGCUUCUCACAUGGUCCAGUUCCACAGCUCUUGUCGUCCCCAAUCUGUUGUUCCAAUACUUCCAACAGAUCCGAUCUCCGGUUAGAGCUCGAGCUCGAUCUUCUGUUUUGUUCCGAUUCUGGAUCUAGCCAAGGCCUUCGCUCGGGUCAAACUCAAACUCAGCCGAGCCGAUCGAAGCCGAUUCAUGAUGGAUGGAUCGUGGACUGCAGCUGUGAUGCGGCGAAUUCACGAGCGCGUAGUUGGAUCCAGCCGUACUGCUGCUAUCUCCUCCACCAGUCAUGUGUGGCUUCUCGGCGUUUGCUAUAAGUUCGAUGAGUCCGAGUCCGCUCCACUUGCAUUCGAACACGAUUUCUCGUCGAGAAUCUUGAUGACGUAUCGAAGAGGAUUCGAUUCGAUUGAGGCUGGGGAUUCCAAGUGUUUUAGCAGCGAUGUGAAUUGGGGGUGUAUGAUUCGGAGCAGUCAGAUGCUUGUGGCUCAGGCAUUGCUUUUCCACAGGUUGGGAAGGUCUUGGAGGCGGCCUCUCGACAAGUCUUGCAGCUUGGAUCAAGAGUAUGUUGAGAUCUUGCGUCAAUUUGGUGAUUCCGAAGCUGCGGCUUUCUCCAUCCACAAUCUGAUUGAGGCUGGCAAGGCUUAUAACCUUGCUGCCGGUUCCUGGGUUGGCCCUUAUGCUAUGUGCCGCUCCUGGGAGACUCUUGUGUGCAAGCAGAGGGAGGCCGAGGCGGCGGCAGCAGCUCAGGAGCUUGAUGAACAGCCACUGCCGAUGGCUGUUUAUAUUGUUUCUGGAGACGAAAAUGGGGAGAGAGGCGGUGCUCCGGUUGUGUGUGUUGAAGAUGCAUUUAGACAUUGCUCUGAGUUUUCGAGAGGUCGAGUUGAUUGGACGCCGAUUCUUUUGCUGGUUCCUCUGGUUCUUGGACUCGAAGAACUCAAUCCCAGGUACAUUCCAUCCUUGCGAGCUACGUUUACCUUUCCUCAGAGUGUUGGCAUCAUGGGUGGCAGACCUGGUGUAUCAACUUACAUUAUUGGAGUGCAAGAUGAAAAUGCAAUUUACCUUGAUCCACAUCUAGUUCAGCCUGUAGUCAAUUUGAGUAGUAAUGAUUUAGAUAGUGAUGCUACUUCGUCUUACCACUGCAAUGUUAUACGCCACAUUCCUUUAGAUACAAUUGAUCCAUCCCUGGCAAUUGGAUUCUAUUGCCGUGACAAAGAUGAUUUUGAUGAUUUUUGUCUACGAGCUUCGAAGCUGGCAGAUGAAUCAAAUGGUGCUCCACUGUUUACUGUGAGUGCUGAAACACAUAAUUUGUCCAAGCCACCUAGCCAGAGUGAUGAUGAUUUGGGUGAUAAUGGUGGCGAUCAAAACAAUGAAGAUGCAGAUGGAGAUGGAAGCGCACAUGAAGAAGAUGAUUGGCAACUCCUCUGAGUUCAAAUGAUAUGGGGUUCAGCAACCUUGUAUAUUAGUUAGCAAGUGUUUAUUCAGGGAGCAUUAGAAAGGUCUUCUAUAAUCUUCUCAACUGUCUAUUUCUUGCCCAUUGCAAUGAAUCCCUUUAGUUAUUUGAAUGUACAAUCUUUUAUUUUGGUGAA